Molecule: messenger RNA, 798 nt
Organism: Cladocopium goreaui
Lineage: Eukaryota; Dinophyceae; Suessiales; Symbiodiniaceae
Source: the annotation of a GenBank genome assembly
AUGUCAAAGCGCUAUGAUGUCUCCUGCGAAAUCCUUGGGAGAGAAACCGGCAAACCCAGACCGCAACUGCAAGCCAUUCUGAAGUCAAUGAGGCGGCCCAUCCACGAGAUUCAUGGCCUGGAUGCUGGGCAUUGGUACGCGGCCGUGGAACGUGCUCGCUCAGCAGAAAGGAGACGCCGUGGAGGGAUCGACAAAAGACCAGUGCCAUCCUGGAAUUUCCGAGGUGGUGGGCCCUUGAAGCCACUGCCAAAUGGAGGACCCUCUCCUCCACCGGACAGCCAACCAGCACUCCGGUGGAAGCUCAAUGAGCAACUUCAACGACAGAUGGAAUUGCGAGAAAAGUUGCGUCAGCUUGAAGAAUCGGAGGCGCCUGAGAAGGCAGAAGAACUGCCCAACCCUCCGGAGGUGCCGGAGGAGGUGCCCAUGGAUGAUGCAACAGUGCUGCGACUGCUGGAAGAACAACGGGAGAUGCAACUCUGCCUUCACGAGAAGCUGGAGCACCUGCUGGACAGGCCUUCCCAGGCUCGAAAGAAGAUACCUCAACAGGAGAAGCAGUUGAACCUGGAGAACGAGGAACUGGAGAAGCGUUUGCGGAAGCAAAUGGAGGAAGUGCAGUCGCAAGAGGAAGCCUUGCAACGCUUGCAACAGCAGGCGCUGGACUUGGCCAAGGCUCCAGAAACUCCAGAGGCUCCAGCAGCGACCGAGCCGGAGCCAAAACGAUCUUCGAUGCUGAGCUUUAGAUCUCCACUGCAUCGGGCACGUUCCGGCUUGACCGCCUUCAACUUGGACAAGAGAUGA